CACCCCCAGCGCGAGCGGUUCCGCCCAGGGGCGAGCUGGGACCCGGCGGAGUUUUCCGCCGGGUGGGCUCCUCCUCCCGCCCCGCCCUGAGUGUUGCGGCGCCCAAGUGCCCGGAGUGCCCGGAGUGCCCAGAAAGCAGGAGUGGGACAGAGCUCCCGGCCGACCAAGGCGCCGCGCCCGGGACGCCAGUGGAGAGAGCCGCCGCUGCCUGCAACCCCCUUAUUCCCUUUCGGCCCCCACCCCCGUGAUCGGUGGCCAGAUCCAACCAUGAGCUACCCAGGGUAUCCCCCGCCCGGAGGCGGCUACCCCCCGGCUGCCCCAGGUGGCGGUGUCUGGGGAGGGGCUGGCUACCCCGCGCCCAACAUGCCCCCCAUCGGGCUGGAUAACAUGGCCAACUACGCAGGGCAGUUCAACCAGGACUACCUCUCGGGAAUGGCAUCCAACAUGUCUGGGACAUUUGGAGGAGCCAACGUGCCAAACUUGUACCCUGGGGCCCCGGGGGGUGGCUACCCUCCCAUGCCCCCUGGGGGUUUUGGGCAGCCCUCUUCUGCCCAGCAGCCUGUUCCUCCGUAUGGAAUGUAUCCGCCCCCUGGAGGAAACCCACCCUCCGGGAUGCCUUCAUAUCCACCAUACCCCGGGGCCCCGGUGCCAGGCCAGCCCAUGCCGCCCCCUGGGCAGCAGCCCCCAGGGCCCUACCCUGGACAGCCACCGAUGACCUACCCUGGGCAGUCGCCAAUGCCGCCUCCCGGGCAGCAGCAGCAGCCGGUGCCAAGCUACCCAGGAUACCUGGCGUCUGGGAGCGUCACCCCUGCUGUGCCUCCAGCCCAGUUUGGAAACCGAGGCACCAUCACAGAUGCUCCUGGCUUUGACCCCUUGCGGGACGCUGAAGUUCUGCGGAAGGCUAUGAAAGGCUUUGGGACUGACGAGCAGGCCAUCAUCGACUGCCUGGGGAGUCGCUCCAACAAGCAGCGGCAGCAGAUCCUCCUGUCCUUCAAGACCGCUUAUGGGAAGGAUCUGAUCAAAGAUCUGAAAUCCGAACUCUCGGGAAACUUUGAGAAGACCAUCUUGGCUCUAAUGAAGACCCCGGUCCUCUUUGAUGUCUAUGAGAUUAAGGAUGCCAUCAAGAGUGACUUUUCCUGCCCCCAAGGGGAGAGGAUUCAGGAUGGAGCCUGGAGGGGAGAGAGGACCCAGCUGGAGGCCUCAGACAUGCCCUCUUCUGGGGACGGGUCUGAAGACAGUUGGGAAUGGCACCCCGAACCUCUGGCCUGCCCGGCCCUGCCUCCCAGCCAGCUGCAUGAGGGGGCUGGCACCGACGAGGCCUGUCUGAUCGAGAUCUUCGCCUCCCGAAGCAACGAGCACAUCCGGGAGCUCAGCAGAGCCUACAAAACAGAAUUCAAGAAAACCCUGGAGGAGGCCAUCCGAAGCGACACGUCAGGGCACUUCCAGCGGCUCCUCAUUUCUCUGUCUCAGGGAAACCGGGAUGAAAGCACCAACGUGGACAUGUCGCUCGUCCAGAGAGACGCCCAGGAGCUGUACGCAGCUGGGGAGAACCGCCUGGGGACAGAUGAGUCCAAGUUCAACGCAAUUCUGUGCUCCCGGAGCCGGGCCCACCUGGUGGCAGUUUUCAACGAGUAUCAGCGGAUGACGGGUCGAGACAUUGAGAAGAGCAUCUGCCGGGAGAUGUCCGGGGACCUGGAGCAGGGCAUGCUGGCUGUGGUGAAGUGUCUCAAGAAUACCCCAGCCUUCUUUGCUGAGAGGCUCAACAAGGCCAUGAGGGGAGCGGGGACGAAGGACCGGACCCUGAUUCGCAUCAUGGUGUCUCGCAGUGAGAUUGACCUCCUGGACAUCAGGAUGGAGUACAAGCGGCUGUACGGCAAGUCGCUGUACCACGACAUUUCGGGAGACACUUCAGGGGAUUACCAGAAGAUUCUGCUGAAGAUCUGUGGCGGCAACGACUGAGCUGUGACUGGCCGCUCACUUCUGUCCACCUGUGGGCAACAGCGCUGCCCGGAAAAGGUCAAAAGAAUGUCCAUCUGUUUCUAACAUAUCCACAGAGCAGCCCCUCGGGUGCCCCAGGGCGGCCCGACUGUCCGUAGAGCCCUGGCCCGUCCUCCGCCGCCUCUCCUGCUCCUGUAUCGUUCGUGCUCGCGCUGAAGGACCUGGGUCCCUCCCUCCCUCCGGGUGCCUUUCCCCCCCAGCCUCACAGCCGCCUGCUGCUAAAGUAUGUUUUAUUUCAUGACUCCUGCAGUCAUUCCCUUUUGCUUGUGGCUGAGACUCAGCUUCAUAUUAGUCCUGUGAUUUUGUAUUUUUAUUUGGAGGCAUCCUUUUUCAUAAUAGUCCCUGCCAGACAGAUGCAUACACGUCUGUGCCGCACACGUUCUGGGUGAGAGAGGUUGGCCGGGGAGCACCGUGUCCUCGGUAGGGAGUAGAAGGGAAGACCUCUAACGAUAAUCUUUGCAUCUGGUGAGAAUGUGUCAUCAGCUUUGUUAUUGCCAAACUCACUCCUUAGAAUUUCCUUAGAAAAGAAAAAAAAAAGAAGAAGAAAAAGGCCAGGAAGUCCUCUGUUCCCUCUGUGCAAAGUCAUGAGAACGCGACCAGCUCCCUGCCAGUGACAGGGCUUCAUGUAAAUUACAUGGAUGUGCCUUAAACUUGGAUGCCAAUAGCCAAAAACUUUCUAAAUUAAAGUCAGCCAGCUCUGGAACACUUUGGAAACAUG
Molecule: messenger RNA, 2716 nt
Organism: Suricata suricatta (meerkat)
Lineage: Eukaryota; Metazoa; Chordata; Mammalia; Carnivora; Herpestidae
Gene: ANXA11
Product: annexin A11
Exons: 16
Coding region: 268-1959 (563 amino acids)
Biological process (GO): cytokinetic process; phagocytosis
Cellular component (GO): cytoplasm
Molecular function (GO): calcium-dependent phospholipid binding; calcium ion binding
Source: RefSeq, a predicted model, not a curated record